GGCUCAGAGUCACUUGUGCAGGUGGCAGGGCUGGGCACGGGGAAGGUGGCCUGGCUCCCAGCGCAGAGGGGGCACGGGCAGGGGCCACGCGGGUUGCAACCCCCCCAGCAUGUCUGCGGGCGCAGGGGCUGCCCGGCCUCGCUCCGUGCCUCUCCUCCCUUCCCUCUCCCAAAUCAUUCCAGGGGAAAGUGGGCCGGGGUGUUGCUGCCCAGGCCUGGGGUGCAGGGAGGAUUCCGAGCUUGCCCAGCCUCGGGAUUUGGGGUGCCGUGACCCGCUGUCCUUCUCGCAGGAUCCAAGGUGCUGGUGUCUUGCCCUGCCUGGAGCCUGAGGUCCCACGUGCCCAUCCGCCUCCCGACGUCACCAAUGCGACCAUGGGAACUGGCAGUGAAUAGGCGGCCACCCUCUGCCCCUUUUAACCAGCGCCGUUUCUCGGGGGGACCCUGCAGCAGCCCCGACCACCUCCGGCGAAGCCCCCCUGCCAGACGUCAGUGGGGACGACGCGACCGACCUCUGGCCACCCUGCUGGGCCAGGAUGAGCCCCAGCUGCACCCUGCCUUCCCCCAGCAGCCGCACAUCCCUGUAGAUGAGCCCCGCGCCUACGCUCUCCCCAGCACGCCGCCACGAAUGCUUCACCCGGCCGCUCACCCGCCCCACCAGAACCCAUUCAUGGUGGAUCUGCAUGACCAGGUGCACCAGGGACCCGUCCCUCUCUCCUACACGGUUACCACCGUCACGACGCAAGGCUUCCCCAUCCACGCCGGCCAGCACAUCCCUGGGUGCAGCACCCAGCAGCUCCCAGCAUGCUCAGUGAUGUUCAGUGGACAGCACUACCCGCUCUGCUGCCUCCCGCCCCCGCUGAUCCAGGCAUGCGCCAUGCAACAGCUCCCCGUCUCCUACCAGACGUUCCCCCCCAUCAUCUCCAGCGACCAUUACAUCCUGCACCCCCCUCCACCACCAGUGCCCCCCCACCAGCCGCCCCACAUGGCCCCCCUGGGGCAGUUUGUACCUCUCCAAGCCCAGCACCCGCGCAUGCCUCUGCAGAGGAUAGACAAUGACGUGGACCUGCGAGGGGAGCAGCACCCCAUCGCAGGCUUCACGUACCCCCCGUCCCACCACGCUCCCACGCUGUCCCCCUCCGUGCCGCUGCAUUACCUCCCCCACGACCCGCUGCACCAAGAACUGCCAUUUGGCGUGCCAUACCCCCACAUGAUGCCCCGGCGGCUGAACACCCAGCGGUACCGGCUGCAGCAGGCGCUGCCCCCUCCGCCGCCCCCUCCGCCGCCACCCCCCUACUACCCGAGCUUCCUGCCCUAUUUCCUCUCUAUGCUUCCCGUGUCGCCGACGGCUGUGGGGCCCACGAUCAGCCUAGACCUGGACGUGGACGAUGUGGAGAUGGAGAAUUACGAGGCACUGCUGAACCUGGCCGAGCGGCUGGGGGAGGCCAAGCCGCGGGGACUCACCAAAGCAGACAUCGAGCACCUCCCUCCACAGCUGAUCCAGGCAUGCGCCAUGCAACAGCUCCCCGUCUCCUACCAGACGUUCCCCCCCAUCAUCUCCAGCGACCAUUACAUCCUGCACCCCCCUCCACCACCAGUGCCCCCCCACCAGCCGCCCCACAUGGCCCCCCUGGGGCAGUUUGUACCUCUCCAAGCCCAGCACCCGCGCAUGCCUCUGCAGAGGAUAGACAAUGACGUGGACCUGCGAGGGGAGCAGCACCCCAUCGCAGGCUUCACGUACCCCCCGUCCCACCACGCUCCCACGCUGUCCCCCUCCGUGCCGCUGCAUUACCUCCCCCACGACCCGCUGCACCAAGAACUGCCAUUUGGCGUGCCAUACCCCCACAUGAUGCCCCGGCGGCUGAACACCCAGCGGUACCGGCUGCAGCAGGCGCUGCCCCCUCCGCCGCCCCCUCCGCCGCCACCCCCCUACUACCCGAGCUUCCUGCCCUAUUUCCUCUCUAUGCUUCCCGUGUCGCCGACGGCUGUGGGGCCCACGAUCAGCCUAGACCUGGACGUGGACGAUGUGGAGAUGGAGAAUUACGAGGCACUGCUGAACCUGGCCGAGCGGCUGGGGGAGGCCAAGCCGCGGGGACUCACCAAAGCAGACAUCGAGCACCUCCCGUCCUACCGCUUCAACCCCGAGAGCCACCAGUCCGAGCAGACCCUGUGUGUCGUGUGCUUCAGCGACUUCGAGGCCCGGCAGCUUCUCCGCGUCCUGCCCUGCAACCACGAGUUCCACGCCAAGUGUGUCGACAAAUGGUUAAAGGCGAACCGCACGUGCCCCAUCUGCCGGGCGGACGCGUCGGAGGUGCAGCGGGAGGCGGACUGAGGCUGGCGGGCGCUGUGCCGCACAAUUCGCUAGAGGAUGAGGACGCCGGGCCAGGGGCGGGGGCCGCUGCCCGCUGCUGGGGCCUGACCCUGCGCUUACCCCCCCUCCCCGAAGCCUCUCCUCGGAUGUGGUGAGCAUUGAGCAGUCCGGGCUCCCGGCCAGCCCUCCUCCUCCCCGCCGGGGCACGGACUCGGCCGGACGCCUGCCCGCUGCGCUCCCGGGGCCCCGAAUCGUGUUGUGCUGGAGGCGGGAGGCGCGUGGCCGUGCCCUCCGCGCUCCAAAGACGCUGUUGUUGCUCCAUCACUUUCCAGGUCUUUAUACUCCACUAGGGAAUUAGUGUUUUUUUCCCUUAGUCACUUUUUUUUUUCUGUUGUUGUUGUUUUUAUGGUUUGUUUUUUUUGGUUCUCCCCCCACCCUCCCCCCUCGUUUCCUUUCCUUUUCCGUCGCGUUUUCGGUUCCGUGGCCGUUUGACCCACCGGCGCGCGGGCGGCACCUCCCCUCGGCGUCGCUCGCGGAGGACGCGGGGAGGAGAGAGGAGGGAGCGCCGCGGGUUUGAUGCCGGACGGACGGCACCCUGAGCCAGCCCCGGGGGCAGCCGGAGGAGGUGGCCGGCAGAGCACGGCCAAGGUGGGACACCAGCAACCCCGUGGCGUGGCCGGGGCAGGAACGCCGCCGUCCCCACUCCCGCACGCAGCCCGGCGGCAGCCCCUUCUCCUGCCUCGGCUGCCCUGGGGAGCCCUGGAGGGUUAUGGCUGCUUGGGGUCUUUCCCCGGUGGCAGGACGGUGCGGCCCCAGCCCCUCUCCCCGUUCAUUCCCCCAUGCCCACCCGGGGCCAAGCCAUGUGGUGUCCUGUGGGGCAGCCAGGCCUGGUGGUGGGGGGGGACACCCCAGCCCCGUCCCGGCGGCCAUGGGCGUGCGGUGUGCCAUGGGGCUCCCGCUGUUUUUCUGUCCCGCCGCCAUCAAUCGACAUAGCCCCGUGCCCCCGUCCUGCUGGCUGGACGGCGUGGCGCGGUGCCCCCGGCCGGUGGGCAGCGGGGGGGGCCCAGCCAGGCUGCGGCGGGUGCCCCCCUGAGUCCCCGGAGCGGGUGGUGGGGGAUUUAUCCAUCACCUCAUGGUGUAUUUUCAGUGCUAUGGGGCAGGGGGAGCUGUGAGCAGCCCCCCAGCCGCCAUAUCCCCCUCCAUGCCCAUGCCAGGGCCCAGGAGCGAAGCCACCGCCGCCGCCCGGCUCCAGCAAUCCCGCGUGGCCGUUGUUUUGCAUGAUUAAUUAGCCAGGAGGGUGACGGGAGGCGGCGGCGGUGGCGGCGGUGGUGAGAGGGACCACCCUCCCCUCCGCGGCGCGUGUUUGCUGACGCCUGGGAGCCUCCGAGCGGACGCCCAGCCCUAUGUAAAUGUUCACAAAAAAAAAUAUGCAUGCAUGUCUGACCAGCUUGGAACGUGGUCUUGGCUACGUCUAGCCGGCUGUGGGGUGAAGGGGGGGGGUGGGGA
Molecule: messenger RNA, 3813 nt
Organism: Calidris pugnax (ruff)
Lineage: Eukaryota; Metazoa; Chordata; Aves; Charadriiformes; Scolopacidae
Gene: RNF44
Product: ring finger protein 44
Exons: 15
Coding region: 364-2328 (654 amino acids)
Source: RefSeq, a predicted model, not a curated record